Molecule: messenger RNA, 1010 nt
Organism: Frankliniella occidentalis (western flower thrips)
Lineage: Eukaryota; Metazoa; Arthropoda; Insecta; Thysanoptera; Thripidae
Exons: 6
Coding region: 78-836 (252 amino acids)
Biological process (GO): intrinsic apoptotic signaling pathway in response to oxidative stress; neuron apoptotic process
Cellular component (GO): mitochondrion
Source: RefSeq, a predicted model, not a curated record
ACACUUUUUUGAAACACAUUAAUAUUUUUGUUCAGUCAGGUUUGCACCUAAGAUGUGUUGACAAUGCCGGUUUACAAAUGGCGUCGCGCAUGAACAUGUUGAGGAGCCUCUUUAGACGGGGAGUGCAGUCUGUUAAGAGACCAUGCACUUCAUUCUCUCUCCUUUUGGCCUCAGCUUGUGUGGAUGAAAAGGGAGCAAACACACCGACACAAUUGAAGCUUCUAAGUCAUAAAGAAAUGACACACGAGGCACUCAUUAGACAAGCAUGUACUUUAACUACCAAUUCCUCGACUCAAUUACUCACACAAGUUCUAAUUGCUAUUGAUGAUACAAGUCAAGAAUAUCGUAAAGCAAUUUCAGAACUUAUGGUGUUAAUGGAGGAAAGUCUGCUGCUUCUCACAAACUCAAGAAUUUCCUCUUUAAAUGAUGUAGAAGACAAGAUUGUGGAACAGCGAAAUUUUGUUGAUGAAAAGCGUAAACUUUUACUUGAACUUAUUUCAUUGAUGGGUUAUGUUGAGAAGAUGGUUACUUCCACUGCUGAAACGGCAUAUUUAGCAGGGGCUGAGCAUUCUAGUACAUUGAUGUGUGAACGUCUCAAUUCUGCCUUGAAUAAGGUAGAAGAAGAGAGUGCAGCCAACAAAAAGUCUGAAGAAGAGUUACUUCUACUUCAAGAGACAUACGUUUUGAAAUUGGGGGAGCUUUAUGAAAGAGAAUGGAAGGAAGGAGACAAAAAUGAAAUUGAAGAAAUAGGUGUCAGUGAAAUUAGACCAAUUGAUAUUUUUGAGGAUGCCCCAGUAAAUGAUGUGGGAGAUGCUGAGGCCAACUCUUCUGUAUGAAUGGCACACUAAUCAAUGUAUGUGCAUAGUGGGUAAAUAGACUAAGACAAAAAUUUCCCUAUCUUUUUUCAACAGUUUGUGCCAAAUUAGACAUUCAUAUUUAUUGUUAAAUCCCCCACUCUUUAGGUCUUGAGACCUCAUUGUCUCUAAAAUAAAUUAUUAAGCAGGGUAAAA